GGGUCACUGUGGCGGAAGGGGGCGUGGCCCGGCGGCGAUUCCCUGACGGUCGCGGGGCCUGCGCGGCCCGGGCUGCGGGCGGGGACCGGCACCGGCACUGGCGCUGCAGUCAACCUCUACCGUCAGCAACAGCUGCUCUCGCCACUGAAACACCUCCGAGUGUAACUGAAGAGGGAAGAAGGAACCCAGGAGAGGUUUUCAGGAGCUCCCUGAGAGGGAGUCACAGAAGGCAGCAGAGGAGAGCCCAGCCCAGGCUGUAUCUCCCUCCCCACGGCAGCUCUGUGCCUCUCACCCCCACAGCCCGUUAAUGCAGCCAGACAAAGCCGCGGGUGGAGCCGCCAGGGCCCGGCAGGAGCUGCGGGAGCCCCGCCUGGCCCUGCCCAGCUCUGGCUGAGGGGGAGCAGGCGGCCUGUGGGGACACGAACCUGCGAGCCCGCCCCUGGAGAGGGGACGGUGCCCCGAGAACAGCCAUGGAGAAGAUGGCCAGGGUCACCACGGCCCUGGGGGGCAACACCCUGAGUGGCCGCACCAUGUUCUGCCACCUGGACGCCCCCGCCAAUGCCAUCAGCGUGUGCCGCGACGCCGCGCAGGUCGUGGUGGCCGGACGCAACAUCUUCAAGAUCUACUCCAUUGAGGAGGAGCAGUUCGUGGAGAAGCUGAACCUGCGCGUGGGCCGCAAGCCCUCCCUGAACUUCAGCUGCGCCGACGUGGUGUGGCACCAGAUGGACGAGAACCUGCUGGCCACGGCCGCCACCAACGGUGUGGUGGUCACCUGGAACCUCGGCAAGCCGUCCCGCAACAAGCAGGACCAGCUGUUCACGGAGCACAAGCGCACGGUGAACAAGGUGUGCUUCCACCCCACCGAGGUGUACAUGCUGCUCAGCGGCUCCCAGGACGGGUACAUGAAGUGCUUCGACCUGCGCAAGAAGGACUCUGUCAGCACCUUCUCUGGCCAGUCGGAGAGCGUGCGUGAUGUGCAGUUCAGCAUCCGGGACUAUUUCACCUUCGCCGCCACCUUCGAGAACGGGAACGUGCAGCUGUGGGACAUCCGGCGGCCCGACCGCUACGAGAGGAUGUUCACGGCCCACAACGGGCCCGUCUUCUGCUGCGACUGGCACCUGGAGGACAGGGGCUGGCUGGCCACGGGCGGCCGGGACAAGAUGGUGAAGGUGUGGGACAUGAACACGACGCGGGCGAAGGAGAUUUACUGCGUGCAGACCAUCGCCUCGGUGGCGCGGGUGAAGUGGCGCCCCGAGUGCAAGCACCACAUCGCCACCUGCUCCAUGAUGGUGGACCACAACAUCUACGUGUGGGACGUGCGCCGCCCCUUCAUCCCCUCCGCCAUGUUCGAGGAGCACAAGGACGUCACCACGGGCAUCGUGUGGCGGCACCUCCACGACCCCUAUUUCCUGCUGUCGGGCUCCAAGGACAGCACCCUUUACCAGCACAUCUUCAAGGAUGCCAGCCAGCCCAUCGACCGGGCCAACCCCGAGGGGCUGUGCUACAGCCUGUACGGAGACCUGGCCUUCGCCGCCAAGGAGAGCCUCAUCUCCUCCGACUCCAACCGCAAGCCCUACAUCGGGGACCGGCGCCACCCCAUCUUCUUCAAGCGCAAGCUGGACCCCACGGAGCAGUUCGAGUACAUCUCGUCCUCCAGCGCCCUCAGCGUGUUCGAGACGGACGUGGAGAGCGGCAGCAUGGACUGGUUCGUGCACACGGCCAAGCAGUACGCGCUGGCCGGCCGGCCCCUGGCCGAGCUCUGCGACCACAACGCCAAGGUGGCCAAGGGCCUGGACCGCAACCAGGUGGCUCAAACGUGGACGAUGCUGCGGAUUAUCUAUUCCAGCCUCGGCACCGUGUCGUCCGCCAACCUCAACCACAGCAUGGGCAAAGGCAGCGCUGCCCUCCCGCUCAUGAACAGCUUUAACCUGAAGGACAUCCCCUCUGGGCUGGGCAGCGAGUCCAGACUGGACCGCAGCAAAGGAGAAAGCCGCACAGAAAACAUCCUCAUGGACUCCUCCUCCACCCUGAUCAACAACGAGGGUAACAUUCCUGGGGAGAACAGUCCCCCUCCUACAGCUCUUCCCUCCUUAGCUGUAGAUGUGGGAUGAACUGGUGCAUUUAUCCUGCAAAUUGGGGUGGCUGGACCUGCUGC
Neopelma chrysocephalum (saffron-crested tyrant-manakin) is the source of this 2155-nucleotide messenger RNA. RefSeq names its product GATOR complex protein WDR24-like. Gene Ontology annotation, molecular function: protein binding. Bases 471 to 2111 code for a protein of 546 amino acids. Gene Ontology annotation, biological process: positive regulation of TOR signaling. Lineage: Eukaryota; Metazoa; Chordata; Aves; Passeriformes; Pipridae. The transcript is spliced from 6 exons. The record is from RefSeq and is a predicted model, not a curated record.